CAACCGAUUAAUUUUUGAAUCCAUAAACUCGGUCUUCGAGAUCGAUAAUUCAACAAACACGGCAAAACCGAACCCACCAGACCACCACCACACGAAAGCAACUCAUCUCACCAACUCUCCAACCAACCCCUCAACACUCAACUCAAGUGCUUAAAAUUCAAAUCAUCUCAUCGGUCCUCAACCGAGAAAAAAAAAUAAAAAAAAUGGCAGCCAACUUCUGGGGAGACCUCCCGGAAGAAGACUACUACGCCUCCCAGGGCGUAAAAAACUCGAAACAAUAUUUCCAAACCCCCCACGGAAAAAUCUUCACCCAGUCCUUCUCGCCACUCAGCGCCAACAGCCCCGUCAAAGCCUCUGUUUUCAUGACCCACGGCUACGGCUCCGACUCGGGCUGGCUGUUCCAGAAGAUCUGCAUCAGCUUCGCCACGUGGGGGUACGCUGUUUUCGCGGCGGACUUGUUGGGCCACGGCCGGUCCGAGGGGCUGCAUGGAUAUCUGGGUGAUGUGGACAAGGUGGCGGCGGCUUCGUUGAGUUAUUUUGUGAGUGUGAGGAAGAGUGGGGAGUAUGAGAAGAUGCCGGCGUUUUUGUUUGGGGAGUCUAUGGGUGGGAUGAUCACGAUGAUUAUGUAUUUUCAGUCGGAGGCGGGGUUGUGGACCGGGUUGAUUUUUUCGGCUCCGUUGUUUGUGAUUCCUCAGGCCAUGAUUCCGUCCAAGGUGCAUUUGUUUGCAUACGGACUGCUAUUUGGCCUGGCAGACACUUGGGCAGCAAUGCCGGACAAUAAGAUGGUGGGAAAGGCCAUUAAGGACAUGGACAAAUUAAAGAUAAUCGCAGGGAACCCCAGACGAUACUCGGGCAAGCCAAGGGUAGGAACAAUGAGGGAAGUUGUGAGGGUGACCAACUACAUUCAGGAGAACUUCCAUAAGGUCACAGCACCUUUCUUAACAUGCCACGGAACCUCAGACGGAGUUACUUGCUACACAGGAUCAGAGAUGUUAUACGAGAAGGCGUCGAGCUCUGAUAAAACGCUAAAAUUAUACGAAGGAAUGUAUCACUCGUUGAUCCAGGGGGAGCCUGAUGAGAAUGCCAAUCUUGUGCUGGGAGAUAUGAGGGCCUGGAUUGAUGAAAGAGUGCAGAGAUAUGGUCCCAAGUGUGACACUUGAAGUUUCAGUGCAUUUUGUAUUCAAAAUCUGAAGAGGUGGAUUAAUUUGGCUUAUUUAGUAGUAUAAAUUACUUGAGAGCUCAGCUGGUUUUAUGUACAACGGAAAAAUGAAUUGUGCUUUAGCUGAUAUGGCUGAAGAAUUGGGCCAUCUUUAACUCUUUGUUGUGCACUAGUUGGCCCAAAAAUAUCUAAUUUGUAAUUUGAAUUUUUUUUUAAAAUAAUUUUUAACUAUA
This is a messenger RNA of Daucus carota subsp. sativus, 1392 nucleotides long. Its product is annotated as caffeoylshikimate esterase. Gene Ontology annotation, molecular function: lipase activity. Gene Ontology annotation, cellular component: membrane. The transcript has 2 exons. The record is from RefSeq and is a predicted model, not a curated record. NCBI's taxonomy places the organism in Eukaryota, Viridiplantae, Streptophyta, Magnoliopsida, Apiales, Apiaceae. The coding region runs from base 204 to 1160 and encodes 318 amino acids.